Molecule: messenger RNA, 990 nt
Organism: Symbiodinium sp. CCMP2456
Lineage: Eukaryota; Dinophyceae; Suessiales; Symbiodiniaceae
Source: the annotation of a GenBank genome assembly
AUGCCGUCCACAGGCACCGUGAAGUCCUUCAACCCUGCGAAGGGCUGGGGAUUCAUCGACUGCUGCGGCGUUGAUAUCUUCGUCCACGUGAAGCACUGCGUCACGGGCCAGCCGGAGGUCGGUGACCUGCUCACCUUUGACAUCGAGAAGAAUCCGAAGCACCCAGAGCAGCCUCAAGCGAAGAACGUGAAAGGAUGCACCGGGAAGCGGGCAGACGAGAUCAACAAGCAGCUCAUCGCGAACAUGCUGGGCAUCUCCGACUUAACCCCCCAGGAGGCGAAGGUCGAGUCCCCGAAGGGCGCCUUCCAGGGGAUGGUUUGCUUCUGGAAUCCAGAAAAAGGCUUCGGGUUCAUCGAGCCCGAUGUUUACAAACAGCCGGUCCUCCUGCAAGCACAAGACUACCGGGGCCAGCCCACUGUUGGGGAGCGUGUCUUCUUUGAUGUGGAGCCUUUCAAAAUGGACGACUCCAUGCAACUUAAGGCCAUCAAUGUGAGUAGCAUGAAUGCGCCUGCUGCGAAGGAGGAGGGUUAUGGGCCCAUGACCGAUGAGCGGGGUCAGAAUCGGAUUUCGCCCAUGGACGGACACAAGUCUGACAAACGUAUCCGGGGCGUCAUCCACUCUUGGAUCGCAGAGAAAGGAUGGGGUUUCGCCACCAUUCCAGGCUGCACUGACAUCUUCGUGCAUUCUCACCAUUGCGUGGGCGGAUUCGUCCCCACCCAGGGGGACGUUCUUGAGUUCGAGCUUGAGCGCGGGAAGAAGAAAGACGGGACACCCUCCUUCACCGCCAUCAAUGUGUCGCCAGCAUCGGACAAGACGGCAGUCCCCACACUGGGUCCUCUGGGCUCGAUGCCAGCCGGUCAGAAUCAGAAGGUCGUUCCGCCCAGAAAUCAACCGAAGUCGUCGGUUCCGGUGGGUGUGCAGCGGAUGCUGGCGAAGAAGGCGAUGAAGCAGGCGGCCGCCAACAGCUCCAUGUUGCCGCUCAUGGGAUAA